AUGUCUCCGGCGAGAACCACUGCCCUUCUCUUUUGUCUAGGCGUCCUCUCCAUCUCGUUUCCCCAGCCGGCCGCCGCCGCCCCGCUCGCCACCGUAGCCAUCACCCACAUCUCCAAUCUCACGGUGAUUUGCGCGAUCAUCCCCUCCAGGACCAACGGAAACCGAUACGAUAUCAACUGCACCGCCCUCCCCCUGGGGAUCCAGCAUAGUUACCCCUCCGGAGUCGCAUCGUACACCGCCAUCGCCGCCGGCGAUGGGUUCCUCUGCGCGCUCACGUCCCCCCCGUCCUCGGGGCGGACGACGAUGAGGUGGUGGGACCUGACGCAUGAGAGGAACGGCGAGGAGCCGAAGGCGAAGAGGCUCUACUUCGGCAGUCGGCUCUCGGAGCUGGGCGCCGGCGAGUCCCAUGUGUGCGCUCUCGUCGGCAACACCAGCGAAGUUCGCUGCUGGCGAUGGACGGAGUUCGCCUCUCUGAGAGACAGGAAGCUUGCGAGCAUCGCCGUGGGAGGGAGCUUCCUCUGCGGCUUGUCGCUGGAGCAGGCCAUCGAAUGCUUCGGAAGCGACGGCAAUGUGGUGGGCAAGCAACCCUCUGGGAGAUACAGUUUGUUGGCCGCCGGCAGACACCAUGCAUGCGCUGUGGCGGAGAACGGAUCCUCCUUGACCUGCUGGGGCUCGGGAGCGCCACAGGUGGGGAGAAUCGACUUCGAGGUCACCUCUCUGGCGCUGGGGGAUAACCGGACCUGCGCGCUCAGCGGCGUCGGGAGGGUCCGAUGCUGGGGCGCUGGCCGGAACAUGCCGGAAAGCCUGCGGAGCGAAUUGUUCCUCUCAAUCCAUGCCCAGGGAAGCUCCUUCUGCGGCGUUCUGAACAAAAACUUCACCUUGGUCUGCUGGGGGAGCGAGAUUUUCACCAGGAACCGAGUUGUCUUUGGCAACGUUCUACCGGGACCCUGCAGGACGCACUGCGCCUGUGGGUUCAUCGACGGCUCCGGGAACCUCUGCCCCGACGGCGCCGUCAUUUGUCGGCUGUGCGAGGUGGAGAGCAUUCCCAUCUCUCCGCCUACUGGCCUCUCCAACUCGAAGAAUUCCCAAAAUGGCUCCGGUGGCGGCGGCGGCAGAAGGAGGAGGGUCGCCUACGUGGUGCUUGGCGCCGUCGGACUCGGGGUGGGCAUCGCCGCCGUGGGAAUCUGCCUCUGUGGCAGAAGUGGAAGGUGGCUGCAAGUGCACGACUCGGGCCCUGCAGACCAGGAGGCUGCCAGCGGCCGCUCUGAGCCGCCGCCGGCUUUAGCCAACGGUAGGACGCCGGUCGACCCAGCCUCCGUUCACCAGAGACUCGGGGAGUUCAGCCGCAAGGGCCACAACAGCACCAUCGAGGAGUUCCCCCUGCAAGUGCUCCUGGAGGUGACCAGCGGCUUCUCCGAGGAGCGCAAGAUCGGCUCCGGCAGCUUCGGGGCCGUCUACCGCGCCACCCUCGACGACGGCCGGGAGGUGGCCAUCAAGCGCGCCGAGAUAUGCUCCUCCUCGUCCCACCUCGGCGGGCACACCAGGCGGCAGGACGACAAGGAGCAGGCCUUCGUCGCCGAGCUCGCCCUCCUCUCCCGUGUCAACCACAAGAACCUGGUGCGCCUCGAAGGGUUCUGCUCGGAGGGAGGGGAGCGGGUGCUCCUCUACGAGUACGUCGCCAACGGCACCCUUAGCGACCACCUCCACACCCUGCCGAGCUCGCCGCUGGCGGCGUGGGACGCGCGCCUGCGGGUGGCGCUGGACGCCGCCCGCGGCAUCGAGUACCUGCACCGCUACGCCGUGCCGCCGAUCAUCCACCGCGACAUCAAGUCCUCCAACAUCCUGCUCAGCGACGUGUGGACUGCCAAAGUCUCCGACUUUGGGCUGUCCCUGAUGGGCCCGGAGGAGGACGUCUCUCACAUCUCCCUGCGCGCUGCCGGCACCGUCGGUUACAUGGACCCCGAGUACUACCGCCUCCAGUACCUCACCACCAAGAGCGACGUCUACAGUUUCGGCGUGGUGCUGCUGGAGCUGCUCACCGGCUUCAAGGCUAUCCACCAGCACGACGAAGACGAGGACGGCGACGGCGACGGCGAUGGCGGCGGCGGCGGCGGCGGCGACGGCGUGGCCCCGAGGAACGUCGUGGAGUUCGCUGUGCCCCACAUCGACGCGGACCAGGUCCACGUCGUGCUCGACGGGAGGCUCCCUCCGCCGAAGCCCAGCGAGAUCGAGUCGGUGCAGUGGCUCGCCUACCUCGCCGCCGACUGCGUCAGUCCAGAGGGGAGGAAUCGCCCCACCAUGACGGAGGUCGUGAGCACACUGGAGAAGGCCGUCGCCGCCUGCGCGGCGGCGGCGCCGCCCCUUCCUCGCUCCAUGUCGACCCAGUCCCUGUGA
This is a messenger RNA of Spirodela intermedia, 2394 nucleotides long. Lineage: Eukaryota; Viridiplantae; Streptophyta; Magnoliopsida; Alismatales; Araceae. The record is from the annotation of a GenBank genome assembly.